UAUCGUUCCUGUUUAAAUGUCUAGCAAUAUUUUGUCAACAUCGGAAAUAUCGAUUUUUGAGGGACAGGUUUUAACAUGCAAGUAGCCUAGCAGCAAAAAUACACGUUGAUGAUUCAUGUUUAAAUGCUACCUCCAUAUAAACAAACUACGACCUAAACAUAGGACAUUAAUCAUAGAGGGGUAUACUAGAAAACAUCGGAAAUAAAUCGGUUUCACGGAACUAAAUAACAAAUGGCGAAUGCUACGGAUGACAUCGCAGACUCAGUGAAGAGGAGUUUGAUAGUAGACGAGGCGGCGUUCGAAGAGCAAUUCUUGCGGUGCCACAUCUGUAACGAGAAGUACGACCAGACAGAGCGCCACCCCAAAUCUCUGCCGUGCAACCACACCUUCUGUCUGCCGUGUCUCAAGCAGGUGUUCGAUCACAACCAGCAGAACAGCCGAACCAGACGACAGAUCACGUGGUUCGAUGACUCGUACGAAGGAGUGCUGAAAUGCCCCGAGUGCCGAGUGGAGAUUUUCCUGAGACGUGCGGAGAUCGAGUCUCUUCCUUCGGACCACCGCGUGAUUCAAAUGAUGGACUUCUUGUCCCAGGUUUCGGCCAAGUCUCAGAAUGUUUGUGGAAAACACGAAAACCAGCCGUUGAACUUUUUCUGCAAGAAAUGUCUGCAUCCCGUCUGUCGAGACUGCACUGUGUUAGACCACAAGGAGAACCAGGGUCACAACAUCGUGGACGUGUCUGACGCGCUGAGUGAGAGCAAGGAGAGUUUUGAUAAGAUCGAAAACAGCAGCAAGCAGCUGUUAGACAAAAUGAAAGGCCGAACGGACAGCCUAGCGAACGCCUCGAAACAACUGGACCUUCUAGAGAGGCAGAUGCGGGGAACCAUUAAAGACACGUUCAUCGAAUACAGACUUCUUAUUGAGAGGAGACAAGAGGCGCUGAUCAAAAUUCUUAAGGAUUCCAUUAAAGAACAGAAGACAGCUAUCAAUACGCGGUUCGUUGACAUCGCUACACAGGGUUCUUCUCUACAGAAACUGUACGACCAGUUCCUGAAGGCAAGGUCUGUAAACGACCUGAAAAAACUUUUCGAAAUCCAACAGGAAGUGACGCAAAAAGAAUCCCAAUUCAAGGUCACUGCUGAGGCAAACGAUGACGAGUUAUUCAUCGCGUGUAAGUUCGACGUCCCUUCUGAGUGUCAGUUUUUGGCGGAAAUGAGUGGACUGGGAGAGGUCACCACCCAAGAGGACCAAAAUCUACGUAACCCCGUCCCCGCCCAUCAGCUCGUGCUACUGGACAACAUGGAGACGCGUCAGCCGCACGCGUACAUUCCGGAUUAUCCGGAAGAUCAGCAGGAGGAACACGACGACACCUCUUCCGGCGUCGGAAGGUUGCGUCGCCAUCUGCAAUCUUCCACUGCGCUGACCCCGCCAUACGCAACAGACGACAACUACGACGAAGAAGACGAAGAAACUCGAGAGACCAUCGCUUCUUCUUACUUGAUGAGGAUCGCAUCUCGUCUGAACCAGAGCGCGGCGGACAUGGCGGAAGUCCUGCGCACUGCUGACGCCGACGAUGACGCGGGGACAGAGACUAGGUCACAUCCCCGCAGCAGGGGUACUACUUCAUCAAGGUCAUCCCGAAGGUCGAACGUGAGGGUGGUGCGUCAUCCCUCGGCGAGUUCCGGGGGUCAGAGAACAGAGCAGGAACAGGGUCACUACCAACGAUAACGUUGUCAUGUGUGAAAACAAUUCUACUUCUGUCAUUCAUUUUUAAUAUAAAAACAUGUACAGUUAUAUAUAGACGCAUUCAUUGACCGUGAUGAUGAUGUGAUACAGACCAAACAUGUGAUAAAAAUUCUGUACUUAGAACAACCCCCCCCCCCUCCUCCCCCCCCCCCCCACCCCACACACAUGCAAACCGGAAUACUUUUACCAACCACGUGCUCUUUCAUAUUUUGUUCAUAAUAGUGAUAUAUUUGUUUGUUUUAGAGAGAGAGAGAGAGAGAGAGAGAGAGAGAGAGAGAGAGAGAGAGAGAGAGAGAGAGAGAGAGAGAGAGAUUUUUUCUGAUACACGACCAAUCAUGGCCAGUCUUUUCAUGUCAUCAUAUGCUAUUGUAGUCCCACCUUCAACAAAUACCAAAAAACAAUGUAAAGUUGCUGUAUUUAUUGAUUUCUUGUACAUUUAUGAAUAAUUAUACCUUGUCAAGGCUUAUUUUAUCCAAAUUAAAGUCCCACUUCAGUAUCAAAUUAAAAUGGACCUGCACAGUUAAAUUUUCAACCAUUUCAGUCAAUGUGUUGUAACAUUCUUGAUCUUGGCAUAAGUUAACACAUGGUUAAUAUUACACACUGUACGCGGCGUUAUCGCUUCCUUUAGUUCCUUUUAUCUGAAUCUGUUAUUUAUUUUAAGAUUUCGUUCAUGGUUGGCUUGUACUUAUGGAACAUACCUUUAUUUAGUAUAUUAUAUGAUUGUGAAAUUUUCAUGAAAUAUAUAAAUAAGAAUUACUCUUUGUUGCUUUCAAAUAAAUUUUGUAAAGAUCAAAGGCUCUCUUCUUUAAC
Molecule: messenger RNA, 2553 nt
Organism: Magallana angulata
Lineage: Eukaryota; Metazoa; Mollusca; Bivalvia; Ostreida; Ostreidae
Product: E3 ubiquitin-protein ligase TRIM13-like
Exons: 3
Coding region: 232-1725 (497 amino acids)
Molecular function (GO): zinc ion binding
Source: RefSeq, a predicted model, not a curated record